AUGUCGCUGAUUUACAGUGUGUUGAACACUGUGCAACCUAAACAGAAUUUCUCAUCAGUCUUUUCUUCAGUGACCAACAUCGCACAAAAACUCCAUCCGUAUGUGAUUUAUGAAGCCUCAUGUAGCAUGCUAAAAAACGUCAUUUAUUCACCAGUGACCAAAAUGACACAAAAAUGUCGUGAAGUGUUGAACGAAGUGCUAAAAUUCAUCUUUUAUCCAUCAGAUUAUGACCUACUGAAGACUCAAUUAGCUCAAACAAAGGAGGAGAAUGCUCAACUGAAAGAGAAAAGGGCUCAACUGCAAGAACAGCUAGUGGAUGUCACCCUGGAUGCUGACACAGCUCAUCCAAGACUCGAGGUCUCUGAAGAUGGCAAGAGUGUGUUAGAUACCGGCACUAUCAGGAAUGUGCCCAGAACUGACAAGAGAUUUGACUCCCACACUUUCCUUUUGGCAAAGGAGGGAUACACAUGUGGGAAAUACUAUUGGGAAGUGGAUGUUGGGAAGAGAAGCAACUGGGAGGUGGGCAUUGCACAGGAGCCUGUGACACGGAAAGGCACGCUGACUCUGUCCCCAGAGAAGGGCUUCUGGGUCAUAGGGUUAGCAGAUGGGCGAGAGUAUUGGGCCCGCACAGAGCCUUGGACCCGCUUGGCUGUGAGUGGGAAACCCACAAGGAUUGGGAUCUUCCUGGAUACCACAACCAGACAGUUGUGUUUUUAUAAUGUCAGCAAGAAAACAGCUGUGUACACUUUCUCCCUUGGCAGAGACAGCCACCAGGAAGAGAAGUUCUUUCCCUUCUUCUCAACAGGCUCCAUUUCUGCAAAGCCUGACACUGAGCCCCUGAAAAUAGCCCAAGGGUUUGAGGAGGACCAUGAUGGGAAGUAA
Molecule: messenger RNA, 882 nt
Organism: Tinamus guttatus (white-throated tinamou)
Lineage: Eukaryota; Metazoa; Chordata; Aves; Tinamiformes; Tinamidae
Source: RefSeq, a predicted model, not a curated record